Molecule: messenger RNA, 1881 nt
Organism: Penaeus chinensis
Lineage: Eukaryota; Metazoa; Arthropoda; Malacostraca; Decapoda; Penaeidae
Product: UDP-glucuronosyltransferase 2C1-like
Exons: 9
Coding region: 1-1683 (560 amino acids)
Molecular function (GO): UDP-glycosyltransferase activity
Source: RefSeq, a predicted model, not a curated record
AUGCAGUGGAUGUGGCCGACGAAACGCUAUACGAACUGCAGCCCGAAAAACCUCACAGAAAAAAUAACAUGGUUGGUCAGUCCGUCGGGUGGGGAGUCCUGUGCCUCCUGGCCUGCCUCCUGUUGGCCGCCCACGCGCAGGGGCAGCCGCGGGAGAGCAGCGAGGGCGCCAACGUCCUUGAUCUUGCACCCCAUCUACGCCGGGAGCCACGAACUCACGCUCAGGAAGUUCGGGGAGAAGCUGGUGGAGCGAGGGCACCGAGUGACGCAGCUGCGGUGGCGCUCCACCAAGACGCGCCCGGUCAACUCUUCCGUCCAGGUCGUCACGCUCAACCCGGAUAACCACGAUCUACGGUACCCAUACAUGAACCAGGACGGAAUCUUUCACCCUCCCACUAACAUGCUGUGGGAGAGACCGAGGCAUAUGUGGCAGCUCCCGACGGACGUGUUCGGCCUGAUGGACGCCCACUGCGAGACGAUCCUGGGCGACGAGGCCCUCAAGAGCCGCCUCCGCAGCGCCAACUUCUCGCUCGCCCUCGUCGACAUCAUCGCCAACGAGUGCUCUCUGGCGCUCGCCUUCGACCUCGAUCUGCCGGUCGUCGGCUUCUGGGGGUUCUCCUUCCAGGGGGCCGAGUCCCGAGCCGCCGGUGUGUUCCAGUCGCCUGCUUUAGUCCCAAACUUCUUAAGUGAAGUUGGAGCGACUAUGACCUUCACAGAACGAGUGUGGAAUACGUUGGUGAUGCUUGCUGAGACUGCCAUCAUCACUUACCACUUCACCGUCACCGAUGGACACAUUAAGCGGUUGCUUCCCUCCAGUCCCACCAGUCGCGAGCUGCUGCGUGAGAUGGAGGUGGUCCUGGUUCACUCGCACUGGUUCAUCGACUACCCGAAGCUCAUGCCGCCCCACGUGCAGUACAUCGGCUGCAUCCAGUGCGGGCCUCCGUCGCCGCUGCCGCCUGACCUCGAGGAAUGGGUGUCGGGCGCGGGCGAGGCGGGCGCGAUCGUGUUCUCCCUUGGCUACACCGGGUACGAGGCCACUACGGUGCCUCCCCACGUCAUGGAGGCCUUCGUCAACGCCUUCGCACGUCUCCCCCAGCGGGUUCUUCUGAGGUUCAACGCCGCGAGACUCAGCUUCAUCCCCGAUAACAUCAAAGUGCUCGAGUGGUUCCCUCAACACGACUUAUUAGCUCACCCCAACACGCGCCUAUUCGUCACCCACUGCGGCCAGAACGGGCUGAACGAGGCGGUGUACCACGGCGUGCCCAUCGUGGCGCUCCCCGUCUUCGCCGACCAGGGAGACAACGCCAGGAGGGUGGUGGACCACGGGCUGGGUUUGGCCAUUGACAAGGACUCCAUCAGCGAGAGUGCGGUCUUUGAGACGGUUACGGCCGUGCUUAACGAUACCAGGUACACCGAGACCGUCAAGAGGUUCUCGUCGCUGUGGCAGGAGGAGGGGGAGUCCGGGGCCGACCGGGGGGCGCGGUGGCUCGAACGCGUGCACCGGUACGGGCGCCUCACCCACCUCCGCAUGCCGGGCGCCCACCUCAGCUUCUCCCAGUAUUUUGCCCUGGAUGUGGCGGUUUUCCUCAUGCUGGUGGCCGCCGCGCCCUGGUGUCUGGCGUACUGGCUCUGCUGCGGAAGAAGAAGAAGAAGACACGGGAGGGACAAAAUGAAGGAGGAAUGAUCGGCUUCUGUUUCGCGUGUAGAUCAUUUGAGGAUGGAUGGAUUUUUUUGUCGUUUUGAGUUGCUCGUGUGUAAUUAGGGUAGUGAAUUGAUUUUUAUUGGCCAUGGACAGGUGAUGAGAAGACAUGAUAUAUAUGUGGUUUUAUGAUAUAUAGAGAGUGGAGAGAACCAGUCCAAUUACUCAGAAUUUUUGUUUUGA